Molecule: messenger RNA, 1692 nt
Organism: Radiomyces spectabilis
Lineage: Eukaryota; Fungi; Mucoromycota; Mucoromycetes; Mucorales; Radiomycetaceae
Exons: 2
Coding region: 1-1692 (563 amino acids)
Source: RefSeq, a predicted model, not a curated record
AUGGUCAUGGCAAAGCCGACUACUUUGAUCGACUCCUCCGCACUGCCAUGGCCCAAAAGUGUGAUGGAAACCAAAUCCAACCCCGUCCAUCUGGCUGCCAUUUCCAACUACAAGUUGGCGCAGCUCACGUUUGCUCCUCCAGAUGUGCAUUCGCUCCACAAGACGGCCGUAAUCAAAAAUAUGCUCGACUUGCUGUACAGAACCACUCCCUCCGAAUGGCUCUCACAAAUGACUCGCUGGACUUUUCUCACACCAGAGUCGCUGAAUGGGAAAACGCCUGCCAACCUGGAGGAAGUGUUUACGCAGUACGUUCAAACCAUUGAAGCGUUUCGAUCAGUGCAGGCACUGAGUGGUAGUGACGAUGACGCGACGGAAGAGGACGAUAAUAAACCGUUGAUACAAUUGCAAUCAAAUGCAUCGACGGGUCUGUUCACCCUUCCCAAUGCCAACUAUUCCAGCGAGUCACUUGAGGUGAAGCCCGCCGGACGACCAGAUGACGAAAAAAAGGAAACACGACGACGACGAAGUACUAGGAGUCGGAUCAGUUGGACAAGCGAUGUCGGUGCAUCAUCAAAUGAUUUAACACAGCAAUUAGCCAAAGAAAUGGUGAAUUUGUUUGAUAUGGAUUUCAGAAUAGAGUUCCAGAUCACCUCCGCUCCUCGCUUUCUAAAUUUGGAAGUCGGCAAGCAUGAAAAACGACGAUCCGAAGCACGAGCAUCAAUUUCGUCGUUAUUGGGUCUAAUUCCGGUGUUCGAAUCGUACGGUGUGCAUUCAUCCGAUUCCGAACAAGGAGAUGAAGGUGAAGGCGAAGGCGGAGAAACCGAUGUCGAUGCAUGGUCUUUUCCUUCACCACCCUCGAGUUCAUCGGUCUCGCCAGUCUCUUCCCCAGAUACACCUCUGUCGUCGUCUUUGAUAACAACAGCAGAAGCAGCGCCAUUCCAUUUGCCCUCUCUACCUACAUGCCCAUCCAAGAAAGCUUCCACUCGGGCCCUUCCGCCGGGGCCGCCUAUUCCGCUUGGACCGUUGCCACCACCAAAACUGCCGUGUUUAGACCAUCAACCACAGAUCACAUUACCGAAAGAGGAAAAGGAGGCCGGUGCCAGUAUACCAGCAUCUACCACGCGAGAACGUUUACAUAAAAAGUCAUCGAUUCACAAACUUGCAUCCUUUAUCGUCAGACGUCGCACAACAUCCAACGAUGAUUUGGUGAAACCUUGCAAUGUCAACCAGAUGAAUUCGCAUGCCCAUUCUAUACCACACUCUCAGCCUACUCUACCGGAACAUCUACUGUAUAAACCCUUGCCAACCAUUCCAACUUUGCAUACCCCCACCCGCCACCAUCCACUGCCUACACCACCUCUUAGUCCAAGUGCAUCCUCCAUUUCACCAACCCCCACGGGCGUUCAACGGACGCGCUCCUUUGUGGCAUCCGAUGCCAUUAAAGCCUCGCUAAAACUAACCACUAAAUCACGCAGUACACAGCGUUCCAAGGCGCGUGCAAGCUCUAUUCACGCUGACAGUGCUAUGCAACCAUCAUGCUUCGUUACGCAUACGAAUUUACAUUCCAAUAACGCUGAUUCCGAAAAGCAUACUCCUAUGACCGAACCGACUGGUUCAUCCAUUAAAAAUAACUAUAGACUUAUGAAAGGAAUUAUGGCAUUAGGAAGACGCAUGACGCUACGAAAUAAAUGA